AUGAUCAGUGUGACGUUACUUGAGUCACGGGACUGCUCCACUUUAGCCAUUCCCCUAAAAUCGGUAAUCGAAUUUUCAAACAUAGGGGAACUAAUAACUAAUGAUGAGUGUAGAGAUUUAUUACUUAGUCAUGGUGUAAAAAUUAUACAAGCUAAAUCUAAACGUAGUACAUCAAUAGCUGAACGUGAUCACCAAGAAUUUGAGAAACAUUCCUAUAUUCGUCAAGAUGCUGUAGAUUUUCAUUUACCAUUAACUGAGAGAUGGCGAUCUUGGGUUAAAGGUCUUCGUAUUAAUGAUGACAUUUAUAAUGAUACUCCUACCCGAUUAAUUCAUAUGUCUCCUAAUGAAGCUGUAAAAAGAGCUUUAAAAGGUGAAAAAAUAUUUGCUGAUCCUUCUGUUAAACAUCGAAGGCCUAUCGGGUUUGAUGAACCUCGGUUAAGCUAUAAAGAUUCUGUUUUAUAUUUACUCGAACCUGGAUAA
Molecule: messenger RNA, 480 nt
Organism: Ambispora gerdemannii
Lineage: Eukaryota; Fungi; Glomeromycota; Glomeromycetes; Archaeosporales; Ambisporaceae
Source: the annotation of a GenBank genome assembly